AUGCCCUUCAAGACAUGGCUCACCGAGAGCCUCGGGAUACGCAUCCCGCUCGUGCAAGGCGGAAUGAUGUGGGUAGGGCGCGCCGAGCUCAUCUCGGCCGUGGCCAACGCAGGCUGUCUAGGCUUCCUGACGGCUCUCACGCAGCCUACGCCUGAGGCCUUGCGCGACGAGAUCCGCAGGUGUCGCGGCAUGCUCAGACCUGAUGCCGUGCAGUUCGGCGUCAACAUCACUCUGCUGCCGGCCAUCAAUCCGCCAGAUUACAUGGCGUACGCACGCGCGGCGGUGGAGGAAGGGAUCAAAGUUAUAGAGACCGCGGGGAACCCCGGCCCGAUACUGGGGUAUCUCAAGGCGAACGGGGUCACGGUGAUCCACAAGUGCGUGAGUCUGAAGCACGCGUUGCGGGCAGAGAAAAUGGGCGUGGACUGCAUCAGCAUCGACGGCAUCGAGUGUGCUGGCCACGGAGGAGAGUAUGACACGACGAGUUUGACUCUGUUGCCCCUGUGUGCAGAACAGCUGAAGAUUCCUUACCUGGCAUCAGGAGGAUUUGCCAACGGCAAACAAGUCGCCGCGGCAUUGGUCAUGGGAGCCGCAGGGGUGAACAUGGGGACGCGGUGGAUGGCGACUGUGGAAGCGCCCAUCCACGAAAACGUCAAAAAGGCAAUCGUCGACGCGACCGAGCACGAUACAGUCUUGGUGUUGAGGAAGUUCAGGAAUACAUCGAGACUGCACAAGAACAAAGUCAGCCUGGAGGUGCAUCAUAUUGAAAACACCAAGAAGGAUGUCAAAUUUGAAGACGUAGCGCAUCUGAUGAGCGGAAAACGAGGCAAAGGCGUGUAUGAAACUGGAGACGUGGAUACAGGAGUGUGGAGUUUGGGAAUGUGCGCGGGUUUGAUUCAUGAAGUCUUGGCCUGUGACGAGUUGGCGAGGAAGUUGAUGGGGGAUGCAGAGGAUGCGUUAAGCAGGGCGAGAGCGCCGACGCGGGUGGGUGAGACUGCUAGAUUGUGA
Messenger RNA from Cladophialophora psammophila CBS 110553, 1005 nucleotides. RefSeq names its product nitronate monooxygenase. The transcript has a single exon. The record is from RefSeq and is a predicted model, not a curated record. Gene Ontology annotation, molecular function: nitronate monooxygenase activity. NCBI's taxonomy places the organism in Eukaryota, Fungi, Ascomycota, Eurotiomycetes, Chaetothyriales, Herpotrichiellaceae. Bases 1 to 1005 code for a protein of 334 amino acids.